AUGCAGCAGUCGUCGCGCAGUCAGCUAGUCGAGUCGAGCAGCAGCGAGCAGCAGCAGCAGCAGCAGCAGGACAGCAGCGGCACCUCGUCCCAGUCGCCACCGCCCCCGCCGAGCUCGAGCCUCUCCUGCAAGCCGGCCCUGGUCCCGGCCGUCUCCUCCUCGCGACAGGCCAAGAUCAGCUUCAGCGUCGACUCGCUGCUGAGCCGGAGCCGCUCCUCGCCCACGGUCACGGCCAUCAGUCGCCAGUUGCUGCAGCAGCACAUCGCCAACAGUCAGCGCAACAGCAACAGUGACAGUCGGGGCAACAACGGCGACUCGCCGACCAGACCCGACAGCCAAGCCUCACCGGACGGGGCUCGGGCCAGCGACGACGAGGCCAUCACCCCCUGCAGCGAUGACGAGAACCUCUGCGUCGACGACGACUCGGACGAGGAGCGGCCCUCGAGCCAGGAGCAGCCGCUCAAGGCCUGCCCGCUCGUGCCCCAGCCGAUCCACCCGGCGGUGGCGAGGUCCUUUGCCGCCUCGGGCCCGGCUGCCGCAGCCUCGGCCUGGCCGCAAGCCGGGCCGCCUCCGCCGGGAUUCCCGCACGGAUUGCCGGGCUUCGCGUGGCUGCCCCACCUACCCAACCUCCACAGCCACAUGUACGCGGGCCACGCAGGACACGCCAGUCCCAACGGUGAGCUGGGACUAGCCGGACCGGGGCCAGGACAAGUGCGCUGCACCCUGAGGAAGCACAAACCAAAUAGGAAGCCCAGGACGCCGUUCACGAAUCAGCAGCUGCUCUCGCUGGAGAAGAAGUUUCGCGAGAAGCAGUACUUGACGAUCGCCGAGAGGGCCGAGUUCUCCUCGUCGCUGCAUCUCACCGAGACUCAGGUGAAGAUAUGGUUUCAGAAUCGCCGGGCCAAGGCGAAGCGGCUCCACGAGGCCGAGAUCGAGAAGCACAGGCUGUCGGCCCGACCGCUGCUCUACCCGAGCUUCGGCUCUGCGGCCGGCCUCGUGUUCCCUCCGCCGGGCGCGGCGGCCUCGAUGCCCCCGUUCAUCGCUGCCGCCAUGGCCAGGAACUCGCAGGCGGCCGCUGCCAUGGCGAGGAACAGCCAAGCGGCAGCCGCGGCCGCGGCCAUGUUCAUGCAGCCGCCGUCGCAUCGGCCCUAGCACGAGCCAGCAGCAGCAUCGGCGCAGCGCCAGCAGCAUUGCCUGAUCUCAGCGAAAGCUCUCGGACUGUAGCGAGCUCGAAUCGCUCCACCGAGAGACUGAAUUACGACGUACGAAAGCACGUAACUUUUAACGCGUCUCUCAUUGUCGGCUUAUACAUAGUGUACAUAUACAUACGACCUAGGGAUAUUUUCGACAAGUUUUCCGUGAUACGAAAACAAAGUGAUUUCGCGCGCGGCUAUACAUGUACGCGCAAAAGCUUGUUGUCAAGCAACCAAAGCAUUUGCGGACGGAAUUUCGUAUACUACUCGAGUGGGCACUUUCUGUUUGUUUUUUUUUUUCGUUUUUUUGUCAUUAGUAUCGAGCAUUGAACGAGCUGCCAUGCCGAUUAGACAUGUCGUUUGGUUGAGUAGCUGCAGCUGCGCCACGAAAUUUUUGCUUUUUUCCACCGAUUUAAAAUACAAAUGUUGAUUUCAACGCGGCACGAGCACGCGUUGUGCCUAUAUACGAAGCGCACAUAAUGUGGGCCGACUACGCGAUCCUGUAAAUAUUGUAUUUAAGCUAACGAGCCUAUAGUGUCCGAGUGUGUGUGCAUGACUGAGUACUCGUGUAAAAUCCAUGACAAAUCGAUCGCGAGUAAAAUUUGUAUAAAUUGUAACAUGACAUGGCGACGCGUACGAGCACGAUGAAUAAUUUAUUUAUACUACGUAAAUAGAAAUUCGACGUCGCGUGCUAAACAGUGAUUGAACAAAAGUGAUUAUUUCAAUUACACAUUUAUAUAUGUAUAUGGAUAAAAAAA
Messenger RNA from Trichogramma pretiosum, 1951 nucleotides. It is a transcript of the gene Msx, whose product is annotated as homeobox protein MSX-1-like. The record is from RefSeq and is a predicted model, not a curated record. Bases 1 to 1152 code for a protein of 383 amino acids. Lineage: Eukaryota; Metazoa; Arthropoda; Insecta; Hymenoptera; Trichogrammatidae. Gene Ontology annotation, molecular function: DNA-binding transcription factor activity, RNA polymerase II-specific; RNA polymerase II transcription regulatory region sequence-specific DNA binding. Gene Ontology annotation, biological process: embryonic morphogenesis; regulation of transcription by RNA polymerase II. Gene Ontology annotation, cellular component: nucleus. The transcript is spliced from 3 exons.